Arachis duranensis is the source of this 1592-nucleotide messenger RNA. RefSeq names its product very-long-chain aldehyde decarbonylase CER1. Gene Ontology annotation, molecular function: iron ion binding; oxidoreductase activity. Gene Ontology annotation, biological process: lipid biosynthetic process. The record is from RefSeq and is a predicted model, not a curated record. Lineage: Eukaryota; Viridiplantae; Streptophyta; Magnoliopsida; Fabales; Fabaceae.
AUUCUACAUAGGUUACAUGUUGGUUCCAGAAGGUUCUCACCUACCAAUAUGGAAAACAGAUGGUGUUAUUAUUACAACUCUGUUGCAUGCUGGACCUGUUGAGUUUCUUUAUUAUUGGUUGCAUAGGGCACUCCAUCACCAUUUUCUCUAUUCCAGAUACCAUUCUCAUCACCAUUCCUCCAUUGUCACAGAACCCAUCACUUCUGUGAUCCAUCCAUUUGCAGAACACAUAGCAUAUUUUGUGUUAUUUGCAAUUCCACUUUACACAACAGUGAUUACAAGGACAGCUUCCAUUGCAUCCUUCGCUGGCUAUUUGGCCUACAUUGACUUUAUGAACAAUAUGGGUCAUUGCAACUUUGAGUUCAUUCCAACCACCCUUUUCUCCUUCUUUCCCUUCCUCAAAUUUCUCAUCUAUACUCCCUCGUUCCACUCAUUGCACCACACACAAUUCAGAACUAAUUACUCACUUUUCAUGCCAAUUUAUGAUUACGUGUAUGGAACAAUGGACAAGAGUUCAGACAAAACAUAUGAAAUGUCACUGAAGAGAGAAGAAGGUUCAGUAGAUGUGGUGCACCUAACACACCUUACAACCCCAGAAUCAAUAUAUUAUCUUAGGUUGGGGUUUUCUUCAUUAGCAUCCACACCACAAUCUUCAAAAUGGUACCUCUAUUUGCUGUGGCCACUCACACUUUGGACUUCUUUCAUGACUUGGUUUUAUGGCAAAACAUUUGUUUUGGAGAGGAACAAUUUCAAAAUGCUCAAUUUGCAAUCUUGGGUUAUACCAAGAUUCCAUGUUCAAUAUUUCUUCAAAUGGCAAAGAGAAGCAUUAAACAAACUGAUAGAGGAAGCAAUACUUGAGGCAGAGUUGAGAGGGGAGAUAAGCUUAAUAAACUUGGUGAGGUUUACAUAAAGAGCUAUCCGCAGCUUAAGAUAAAGAUUGUUGAUGGAAGUAGCUUAGUUGUGGCUAUUGUUCUUAAUAACAUUCCCAAAGAAACAACUCAAGUCCUUCUUUCUGGUAAACUUACCAAGAUCUCAUAUGCUAUUGUCAAUGCUUUAUGUGAAAGGGGUACCAAGGUUACAACAAUGUACAAGGAUGAUUAUGAUAAUCUUCAGUCAAAGCUCUGCUCUGAGUCCAAAAAGAAUUUGGUUUUCCCAGGAUCCUACACUGCAGAGAUAUGGUUAGUAGGAGAUCAAAUUAACGAGGCUGAACAGAAGAAGGCACCAAAAGGAACAUUGUUCAUACCUUUUACACAAUUUCCUCCAAAGAAACUUCGCAAAGAUUGUUUCUAUCAUACCACACCAUCCAUGCUAGCUCCCUCUUCUUUAGUUAACGUACAUUCCUGUGAGAAUUGGCUGCCAAGAAGGGUGAUGAGUGCAUGGCGUAUUGCAGGGAUAUUGCAUGCUUUAGAAGAAUGGAAUGUUAAUGAGUGUGGAGAUGCUAUGUUUAGCAUUGAGAAAAUAUGGCAAGCAAGUAUUCAUCAUGGGUUUAGGCCAUUGAAAAUAAAUCCUCUUAUUAAAGCUUAAAUAAUUAAUAAUUAGUAUUUUUUAUGUGACUAUAUUAAAUAUUAUUUCAGUUAUUAAGUUUAUUUGUU